AUGGCCACUCAGAUUGUUCCUUACAACACUGCCAUGCAGCUUGGCUCUGGCUUUAACUCAUUUACUCAGACUCCAUGUGUUGAUCAUGCAGUUAUCCGUGACGUGGACAUAGCAGCUAAGCUUGAGAAGGAGGGUGAAGAACCCACACAAGUGGCACAGUCCGUCACUUACAAAACAUGUGUCAUCGAGAAAACCACCGAUGUCACUGACGAGAUGAAAAUCAAUGGCGCGUUCAACAUCAAAUAUGAUCAAUUGACGGUCGAUGGUAGUGGAAACUUUGUCAACACCAACAAGAUCAAAGACAGCGACGUCAGCAUCAUGGUUUCCGUCAAGGUGGUCAAUCAAACCAUCUAUGACUAUUCACUCACCAAGUUUCAGCCUGUUCCUAAUAUGAAGGAGGCAUCGCCGCAGCGCCUAAUUGAAAUCUAUGGAGAUUCCUUCAUCUCAGGCUGGCAGGAGGGUGGCGAGUUCUUGGCUGUAAUUAGUAUCAAAGCCAAGAACCGAGACGAAGCCCAGACUAUUGCUGCUGACGCUCGAGUUGCUUUCUCUCAAAACAAGAACCCACCCCCUGGGUCUACUACCAAGGAGCUAUCGCUGGAUAUUAGCGCCAAGUUUGACAACAUCAAGAAGCAUCUAGCAGAUGAGAACGAGGUCUCAGUCUCCGUGACAUGGACCGGUGGCGGCCAACAGCUUAAAGAAGCCACCAAGGACUGGGACUUUGACACCAUGAAGGCCGUCGCCUUAAAGUUCCCCGAUCUAUGCGCCAAGACGCCUAUGCGCACCCGCGCAUUGCUCACCAAGUACACGGCCCUCCGGAGCUUUUACACAAGCCAGACUUUCGACCUGCCUGUUUACGACAAGACGGGAACAUAUACCAAUGUUCUCCAGGAGGCCUAUCUCGACUACAAGUCAAUUCUUGCCUCAAUUCAAGUUCUUGCUUAUGACGUCUCUGAGGGAACGAAGGCCCUUGUUAUAAAUCCAAGGGGUAACAAAGCCGUAGCCGAACAUGCCAAAGCAAUCACUGAGAAGGCCGCAGAAACGGAGGAUGAAGCGCCCGCCCCAGAGCCUGCCGUUGAGGCUGAGUCGGUUGAAGGUAGUGUGGCUGAAGUUAUUAGACCUUCCAGCCUUCCACAGAAGGUGGUCACUCUCCCACCACCUUCAAUCGACGAGCCGUUUGCCCCUACUGUUGUAGGCCUGGAGGAGGCGCGCCUCAAGUGCCGUUUCAUGAUGAACCGCAUCAUUCAGGAGAUCGACAACAUCACCAUCAAACCCGAAAUCGCCACUGAUGAAGCUAGGCAGACCCCGUAUCUUAGUCCCUUCCUCUUCAAGAUGCUUCUACCACUUGGUGUGCCUCUGCCGUCUGAAUCAAGCCCGGCCCUUCAGGCUGUUGCAGCAUCAAAGGUUGACCCUGAUGCACUCUCAAAGAAGUUUAUGGGGGUUGCUGGAUGA
This is a messenger RNA of Clonostachys rhizophaga, 1449 nucleotides long. The record is from the annotation of a GenBank genome assembly. Lineage: Eukaryota; Fungi; Ascomycota; Sordariomycetes; Hypocreales; Bionectriaceae.